This is a messenger RNA of Phragmites australis (common reed), 1289 nucleotides long. RefSeq lists its product as uncharacterized. The coding region runs from base 141 to 1139 and encodes 332 amino acids. NCBI's taxonomy places the organism in Eukaryota, Viridiplantae, Streptophyta, Magnoliopsida, Poales, Poaceae. The record is from RefSeq and is a predicted model, not a curated record. The transcript has 7 exons.
GAACUCUGACGAAACCCGGAUGCUCAUCUGACGAUUCUCCCUCGCAAUUCUUCUUCGGAAUCCAAGUCCUUCAUCGGCUUAGCUCUGUGGUCGCUGGUUUUAGCAGCUUCGGACCUUGAGUAACAGAAGCGGUGGAGGGGAUGCAACACCUGCGGUUCCGGCCUCCUCCCCUCUCGCUGAAGCUGGCCUUCACCAUCUCCCUUGCCGUCUCCUUCUCCGUCUCCUGCUGCACCUCCUCGGCCAGCUCCCCGUCCUCGCCACCCUCCCCGCAAACCGUCGCCGCGGACCUCCUCUCCGUCCUCGCCGGCCCGCGCGCCGCGGCGCGCGUACCGGCCGCGGAGGCCUCGCGCCUCCGCUCCUGCCUCCGGGCCCUCUCCCCGGUCAGCCCCGCCGCUCCGAAGGCGACUCCUUGGCGUGGCUCACGGAAGGUUCUUCUGGAAGGAUGCGAUGCAGCGGAGGCGGACGAGAUGGUGAUGUGGCCGCCGGCGCCGGUCAUGGAGCUCGCGCGGCUCGCCGUCGACUCCGGAGGCGACCCUGGGGCCAUCCACCGCGCGCUCGACCCCACAAUGCUGCCGGUGCCAGAUGUUGAGGGAUCACAGGAGCAUAAAUGUCAACUCACAAGGACACCAUACGGGAGGCGCUUUGCCAACGAGGAGAUCAAUUCAUAUUUUGCAUUCUUGUUUGAACUGAUUGUGGCACGGGGACCAUCAGUUGGACUAAAUGUAUCACUGAGUCGAUUUGAUUUGUUCCAUGGGCAUCUUUUCCUUUCAUCUGAUACUGGAAGGCUUGGAAUUCUGUUCCAUGCUAAAGAAUAUCCAGCAUUUGACAAGGAAUUGUUUCCCUAUAGUUUGGGAUAUUGCCAAGCAGAAUCUAAUGUACCGUAUGACGAUUCUUUGAAUUUACGCAAUAUCCUAUGGUUAGCACCAUUGCCAUCAAAUGAAACAAAAGCUUGGUUAGCACCAGGAGUCUUAGUUGUUUUGGAUGCUCAUCCUGAUGGAAUUAUCUAUCAAGAGAUGAUACGUGAUUAUGUUCAAGUUGUAAGAACAAUAUAUGAAGAUGAUUUCGGAGAUGCUACUGUUGAUGUCAAUUACCUGAAUGUUGCCAAUGCAGCUCCCGCAGAUAGAAUUUUCAUUUGCUGAUGUUCCUCCAUAUGAUUAUUUACCCAUUUGAUUUCAUUUCUGGGAAGCAGACAUCAAUAUAUCAUCCUUUAAGAAAAAUAUUGUUCUCAUGUUGAUUGUAUUGUCUUUGUACAUUUCACAUGUUUAUUUGAUUAAAUACUUAGGGGGCCA